This is a messenger RNA of Echinops telfairi (small Madagascar hedgehog), 4083 nucleotides long. It is a transcript of the gene NOD1, whose product is annotated as nucleotide binding oligomerization domain containing 1. Gene Ontology annotation, molecular function: protein binding. The transcript is spliced from 12 exons. Gene Ontology annotation, biological process: regulation of apoptotic process. The record is from RefSeq and is a predicted model, not a curated record. Lineage: Eukaryota; Metazoa; Chordata; Mammalia; Afrosoricida; Tenrecidae. The coding region runs from base 215 to 3079 and encodes 954 amino acids.
GUCAUCAUUGUAGCUCUGGAUAUCCAAGCACAGUCCCUGUCCUCCGCCCUGGUCGAAGUCGUCUGAGAAGGCUCCGGAUCCCGUUUGCCAAAAGGACUCGUCUUCCAGAGGAGAAUCCAGGGGUUCCACUGAGAGGCAAAGGCCCUGGGCCCAACCCCAGGAAGACAGAUGCAGCUAAAAGAUGAAGGAGGGAAAGUAACCACUUACUGCUGUUAUGAUGGAAACCCCGGUGCCCAGUGAAAUGGGAACAAUCCCAUCAGGAUCUCCCACCUACAUUAAAUUGCUCGUGACCUACCGGGAGCUUCUGGUCACCCACGUCCGCAACACUCGCUGCCUGCUGGACAACCUGCUGGAGAAUGACUACCUCUCAGAGGAGGACGCGGAGAUUGUGUGUGCCUGCCCCACCCAGCCUGACAAGGUCCGCAAGCUCCUGGAUCUGGUGCAGAGCAAGGGCGACGAGGUGUGCGAGUUCCUCCUCCACGUGCUCCAGCGUCUCCAGGAUGCCUACGUGGACCUCCAGCCCUGGCUGUCGGAGAUCGGCUUCGCCCCAUCCCAGCUCAUUCAGAGCAGAACUGUGCUCAACACAGAUCCAGUGAGCAGGUACACCCAGAAGCUUCGGCAUCACCUGGGCUGCGACUCCAAGUUCAUCCUGUGCUAUGGCCAGAAGGAGGAGUUGCUCUUGGACGACGUGUACAUGGACACGGUGGUGGAGCUGGUGGGCUUUGCCAACGAGAGCCUGGGUCUCCUGGGCAGCCUGGACGGCCUCCUGGACCACUCCACGGGCAUCCUCAACGAGCAGGCCGAGACUGUGUUUGUGUCGGGCAACGCCGGUGUGGGCAAGUCCAUGCUGCUGCAGCGGCUGCAGGGCCUCUGGGCCUCGGGCCAGCUGGAUGCCGGCAUCAAGUUCUUCUUCCACUUCCGCUGCCGCCUGUUCAGCUGCUUCCAGGCCAGCGACACCCUGUGCCUCCAGGACCUGCUCUUCAAGCACUACUGCUACCCGGAGCAGGACCCAGAGGAGGUGUUCGCCUUUCUGCUGCGCUUCCCGCACACGGCCCUCUUCACCUUCGAUGGCCUGGACGAGCUCAGCUCGGACUUCGACCUGAGCAGUGCGCCCGACACCACCUCGCCCCUGGAGCCCGCCCACCCGCUGGUCCUGCUGGCCAGCCUGCUCAGCGGGAAGCUGCUCAAGGGGGCCACCAAGCUGCUGACGGCUCGCACGGGCCUGGAGAUCCCGCGCCAGUUCCUCCGGAAGAAGGUUUUCCUGCGGGGCUUCUCCCCCAGCCACCUGCAGACCUAUGCGCGGCGCAUGUUCCCGGACCGUGCGCUGCAGACCCGCCUGCUGGAUCAGCUGGAGGCCAACCCCAAUCUGUGCAGCCUGUGCGCCGUGCCCCUCUUCUGCUGGAUCAUCUUCCGCUGCUUCCAGCACUUCUACUCGGCCUUCCAGGGCGCCCUGCAGCUGCCCGACUGCACGCUCACGCUGACCGACAUCUUCCUGCUGGCCACCGAGGUCCACCUGAACAGGACCCAGCCCACGAGCCUGGUGCAGAGGAACACGCGGAGCCAGGUGGAGGCCUUCCACGCCGGCCGGGGCACCCUGCACUCCCUGGGCCGCCUGGCUCACGGGGGCAUGGAGAGGAGUCUGUUCGUCUUCAGCCCGGAGCAGGUGCAGGCCUCUGCGCUGCAGGAGGGGGACCUGCAGCUGGGCUUCCUGAAGGCCGUGCUGGAACUGGGCCCCGGCGGGGAGCAGCUGUCUUACGAGUUUUUCCACAUCACCCUCCAGGCCUUCUUCACGGCCUUCUUCCUGGUGGUGGACGACAGAGUGGGCACGCAGCACCUGCUCAGGUUCUUCCAGGAGUGGGCUCCUCCUGGGAAGACCGCGGCGGCGACCUGCUUCCCCUCUUUCCCCCCUUUCCGGUGUCUGGGGGGCCGCCGCCUGGCGAGGGAAGACCCUUUCAAAAACAAGGAUCACUUUCACUUCACCAACCUCUUCCUGUGCGGACUGUUGUCCAAAGCCCGGCAGAAACUCCUGCAGCACCUGGUGCCCGCGGCGGCCUUGAAGAGAAAGCGCCGUGCCCUGUGGGCACACCUGUUCACCAGCCUGAAGUCCUACCUGAAGAACCUGCCCCGAAUGAAGGUGGAGGGCUACAACCAGGUGCAGGCCAUGCCCACCUUCAUCUGGAUGCUGCGCUGCAUCUACGAGACGCAGAGCGAGGAGGUGGGGCAGCUGGCGGCCAGGGGCAUCUGCGCCAACUACCUCAAGCUGACCUACUGUAACGCCUGCUCGGCCGACUGCAGCGCCCUCGCCUUCGUCCUGCACCACGUCCACCAGCGGCUGGGGCUCGACCUGGACAACAACAACCUCAAUGACUACGGCGUGCGGGAGCUGCAGUCCUGCUUCCGCUGGCUCACCAUCAUCAGACUCAGCGUGAACCAGGUCACUGACAGCGGGGUGAAGGUGCUCUACGAGGAGCUGACCAAAUACAAAAUCCUGACGUACUUGGGCUUAUACAACAACCAGAUCACCGAUGUGGGUGCCAAGUACAUCGCCCAGAUCCUGAACGAAUGCAAAACCCUCACACACCUGAAGCUAGGACUAAACAAAAUAACAAGCGAAGGAGGCAGGUGUCUCGCCAUGGCCGUGAAGAACAGCAGCUCAAUCAUGGAGAUUGGGAUGUGGGGCAAUACAAUCGGCGAUGAAGGAGCCAAGGCCUUCGCAGAGGCUCUGAGGAACCACCCCAGCUUGACCAACCUGAGCCUGGCGUUCAACGGCAUCUCCACGGAAGGAGGAAAGAGCCUGGCGCGAGCCCUGCAGCGGAACACGUCUCUGAGGAUCUUCUGGCUGACCAAAAACGAGCUCAACGACGAAGUGGCUGAGAACUUUGCUGAAAUGCUGAGAGUGAACCAGACGCUGACACAUUUAUGGCUGAUCCAGAACCAGAUCACAGCCAAGGGCGCCACACAGCUGGCAGAGGCCCUGCCGAGGAACACCGGCAUAGUGGAGAUCUGCCUAAAUGGAAACUUGCUCAAGCCAGAAGAGGCCAAGAUGUUUGAAGCUGAAAAGCGCCUCAUCUGUUUCUGAGCUUUGGGUGCCCUGGGCCGCCUCGCUCACGGAGACUCCGAGACUUCUGUUCCACAGCCCUCUCGUUGGGAGCCUCCUACAGGGGGUCUGCAUGUGUGUGUGUAUGUGUGUGUGUGUGUGUGUGUGUGUGUGUCCAACUGCCUUGAUGACAGCACAGCAUCUUCUCCUGCACACCCCUGGUUUGGGGCAAACCCACUAAGCAGCAGUUGGAACUUUGUAGAAACCUGUUGUAGAUCUUGUAAAUGCAGCGUGAAGGUCGUCAGUGAUUGUCACCUGUGGCUGGAGGAAGGAGACUUUGAGGAGCACAGAGGCGGCCACCUUCCGGUCCAUUCGUACAAAGGACCGAGGGCUGGGAGCAAGUGACCAGUGACCGAUGUUGUCAUUGGAGAUGUGAGGACUUGGCUUCUGGGGAGAAGAGGUGCUGGGGGCAAACCAAAGGUGUAUUAGCCCAAGACUGUCCCUUCCUCCUCCGCGCUCCCUGGUGUGCUCCUAUGACGCCCCACUCAGCUGCCGUUUCCCUGGUGGGGGUCAGACUCCCCCAAGGCUGAGAGGGAAAUGGUUGCCAUGCAGAGGCCUCGCAUCCCAGCUUUCUGUUUUUGUCCUGGAGGCUCAUGUCAGCUGACAGCGGUCGCAGACUGCCCUCUUAGCUGAUCUAAGAGACUGGACCCGUGCUGAGUCCGACCUCCCUGGAAGGUCAAGUACCCUGAACCAGGGGCCCUGCCACUGGGAGAAGUGACACCGAUCCUGUCCUCCAGAAGGAGCAGGCAGGGUGGCCUUGGUGUCCCUGGAAUCGGGCGGGAAGUCCCUCUCCCUCUUGCCCUUGCUUUGCUGAGAGGGGAAGAGGGUGGGGGCCAAGCAGCCUGAAAACAAACAGAACAUGUCCGUCAGAUGUUGGCCGCCAAGGAGGGUGCAAAGUAGAUGCUCCAUGCAGGGAAGAAGGGGCCCUCCCAGACAACCACUUCUAUUGCUCAUUCAUUUGUUAAUAAAAUACUGAAAACACUCGU